AUGACGUCCACGCGCAAGUUCUGCUGCGACGACCUGUUCCGCUUCAACAACGUCAACCUGGACGUGCUGACGGAGACGUACAACAUGUCGUUCUACCUGCAGUACCUGGCCAAGUGGCCCGACUACUUCCUGGUGCAGGAGGACCCCAACAACACCAUCAUGGGCUACAUUAUGGGCAAGGCUGAGGGCCAAGGCACCAACUGGCACGGACAUGUGACGGCGGUGACGGUCGCCCCCGAGUUCCGCCGGCUCGGACUGGCCAAGAAGCUCAUGGACUACCUGGAGAACGUGUCGGUGGAGCUCUACGACGGCUACUUCGUGGACCUGUUCGUGCGCGUCUCCAACUCGCUGGCCAUCGGGAUGUACGAGAAGUUCGGCUACUCGGUCUAUAGACGUGUGCUCGGGUAUUACUCAAGCGCAGACGACGGGGAAGACGCAUUCGAUAUGAGGAAGGCGCUGCCUCGAGACGUCCACAAGAAGUCCAUCAUACCACUGAAGCACCCGAUCACACCAGAUCAGCUGUAG
Molecule: messenger RNA, 525 nt
Organism: Phytophthora sojae
Lineage: Eukaryota; Oomycota; Peronosporomycetes; Peronosporales; Peronosporaceae
Exons: 4
Coding region: 1-525 (174 amino acids)
Biological process (GO): N-terminal peptidyl-methionine acetylation
Cellular component (GO): NatB complex
Molecular function (GO): protein-N-terminal amino-acid acetyltransferase activity
Source: RefSeq, a predicted model, not a curated record